Chrysemys picta bellii (western painted turtle) is the source of this 436-nucleotide messenger RNA. The record is from RefSeq and is a predicted model, not a curated record. Lineage: Eukaryota; Metazoa; Chordata; Testudines; Emydidae.
UCCUUCUCUGCUUCCACAGCUGGGAUCAAUGACUGCCCCGAACUCCUGGGUCCCCUUCCGGCAGCACCGCCAGAUCAGCCUCUACCUGCUGGCCAUCAUGACCUUCUCCAUCUUCCUACACUUAAGCAGCCGGUUCCCCACUGCAAGGCAGAGGCACACAACGAAGGGGUCCCCAGCCACGCCACCCACCACAACCCCCGCCAUGGAGCAGGGCAUGUGGACCGUGAACUCCGCCGGGCGCCUGGGGAACCACAUGGGGGAAUACGCCACCCUCUACGCCCUGGCCAAGAUGAACGGGCGCCAGGCCUACAUCCUCCCGGAGAUGCACCAACAGCUGGCGCCGCUCUUCCGCAUCACCCUGCCCGUGGUCUCCAGCGACGUGGUCCGGAGCAUCCCGUGGAGGAACUAUGAGCUCCACGACUGGAUGUCGGAGGAG